This is a messenger RNA of Sesamum indicum (sesame), 1783 nucleotides long. RefSeq names its product transcription factor MYB17. NCBI's taxonomy places the organism in Eukaryota, Viridiplantae, Streptophyta, Magnoliopsida, Lamiales, Pedaliaceae. The record is from RefSeq and is a predicted model, not a curated record.
CUGAUGGGGGCUGCAUGAAGAACGAGGAAGAUCAUCCUAUUUAAUUUAAUUAUUGGUGUUUUCUUUUUUCUUUCUAUUAUACUUUUUUGUUAAAUAUAUUCAUCAAAAUUAAUAUAUUGGUAGUAAGGCAGAAAGAAUUCACAAUCUUUGGUCAUCUUGCUGAGAAGUUGAUGAAAAUCAGCUAAAACUGAAGAUCAACACCUCUUUGAUCCACACACUUAUUCUGUAUUUCUCAAUCUUGAUCAUAUAUCUUCUGUGAGGUUUGUGGGUUGUGGUUGAAAAUGGGGAAAAAGAGAGAUGAGAUGAAGGAGGAGAAGAAGAAGAAGAAGAAGGGGAAAAAGGCAUGUUGUGAAAGAGAGGGAUUGAGGAAAGGGGCUUGGAGUGCUGAGGAGGAUAAGAUUCUUGUUGACUUCAUCACUCAAAAUGGGCAAACCACUUGGAGAAAUCUCCCUCGACUUGCUGGUCUCCUCCGGUGUGGAAAGAGCUGUCGGCUUCGCUGGACUAACUAUCUUCGACCAGACAUCAAACGUGGUCCCUUUAGUCCCGAUGAAGAGAAUACCAUUAUCCAUCUGCACAGCACUCUUGGUAACAAAUGGGCUGCAAUAGCCUCCAAUUUACCUGGAAGAACAGAUAAUGAUAUCAAGAACUUCUGGAACUCACAUUUGAGGAAGAGAUUCAGUGGUGAAGUCCUCGACCAGACGUCGUCUCUGUCUAAGUCAGUUGAUACGAAACAUGAAUCUCCUCAAACUCGCCUAUUGGUUCAGUCUGAGAAUGUUAGAGUAGAGACUGCUGAGUCCCAUCUGUCUAGUAAAUCUGAAGAUGACUACCUCCUAUGCCUGUGGAAUUCUAAGGUUGGAGAUUCAUUCCCAAGUGAUAGGGAAGGAGCUGGAGCUCAAAGUCCAGCAUCACAGACAUCAUCAUAUAUAAGAACAAUUGAAUCAGGCUCCAGAGCCAGAAACCUCAGUGAACCCUGCAAGAAAACCAGCUUCCCCGGGGAAACAGAUCAGAAAGUGAAACUUUUGAACUGCAAGAAGGAAGCUGAAGAGUUUGGGAGUAAUUCUGAUGACUCAAAAUCAGAUGAUUCGUCAGACACAAUGCUCAAGAUACUAUUAGAUUUCCCUAUGGGCAGCAACGAAAUGGAAUUCUUACAAGAUCCCUUUGAUGAUGUCUCUACAGGCACCCUUCAUUAGUUGCAGACUUGCAGUUAUUUACUAGUGCCUGCAUGGUUGAUAAAGUUAGUUUCCAGCGAAUAGCUGCCCUGUUUCAAUUCUUGUUCUUAGUUUGGGAGGUAGGAAAUCCAAACUACUGUCUUGAAAAGAAGUAUUUUCAUCAAGAAUUCAAGCUUUUUGAAACCUUAACAUUAGAACACUAAAUUUUCUUUGUUGGGAUGCUUCAUCACUAGCCUUGUCUUACUUUUCAUACAAAUCCAUGAUAUAUGUUCUCUUUAGUUGUAAAAAAUGUGUGGUCUCAGUGCUGUCCCUACUUUGCUAUAUCCAAAACACCAGAAUUGACAGGUUAUGUCUGCUAUUACAAUUGACAACUGCUAAAUGCAUUUCCACAAGUUGGGAUCAAAACUAAUGUAAUGAGAUAGAAACCUCUGUAACACACAAGUUAUCAACAUUCUUGCAACUUCCAAACAUGAUCUUUUGGUUUUCAUAAAUACAGUAAAUACUGUCUACCAGAAUGUAUCUAUGAACAAAUACAAUCACUAUGCACACAUGCUAAUGAAACAACAAAUAUCAAUUCUACACAAAAUCACCACACAGUACAUCUGAACCAUAAA